AUGUGGGAAUAUAUUAAAAAAGCCAUGUUAAGCCACCUUUCCUUUAGCUUCUCGGCCACCUGGAAUUGGAUUCGAGCUUUCUGGAGAAAGAAUGGCCUAUUGACUCUUUCGAUGCUUUCUGUUGUAACUGGAUGCCUGCUGGGAUUUCUGCUAAGGGUUUUGGAGCUGACCGAACUGGAGAAGCAAUACUUUUCUUUUCCUGGAGAGCUCCUUAUGAGGAUGCUAAAAAUGCUGAUUCUACCCCUCAUUACUUCUAGCCUGAUGUCUGGCUUGGCCACCAUGGACUCCAAGGCUUGUGGGAAAAUGGGGUUGAUCACAAUCACGUAUUACCUUUGGACGACAUUCAUGGCUGUGACUGUUGGGAUUGUGCUUGUAAUCAGCAUUCACCCAGGUGCUGCUGCCCAAAAAGAGGAAUAUACUGUGAACAAAGUGGUGUUAAGUUCUGCAGAUGCCUUACUGGAUUUAAUCAGAAAUAUGUUUCCUUCUAACCUGAUUGAGGCUUCAUUCCAGCAGUAUCGAACAGUUCUCGUCCCAGUGGUAAAAUCUUCAGGCUUUCCGAAGAUGCCAGGGAAUUCUCUCAGCUUCAUUUACUUUGUACCUGACGAUGAGAAUCCUGAAAUUCAAAGGGCUGUGCUACUUGAGAUUACCCCGUCUCCUCAAAUGACCUACCGGACCCUGCCAGGGACCAGCAAUGAAAUGAAUGUCUUGGGGAUUGUUAUCUUCUCUGCUACAAUAGGUCUCCUUCUAGGGAAGAUGGGUGAGCGUGGAACUCCGUUAGUUAACGUGUGCCAGUGUCUGAAUGAGGCUGUUAUGAAAAUUGUCUCCAUUGCAGUUUGGUACUUCCCAUUUGGCAUUGUGUUUCUCAUUGCUGGGAAGAUUUUGGAGAUGGAGGAUCCGGCUAUGAUUGGAAAGAAAUUGGGACUCUAUGCCAUAACAGUGGUGACAGGGCUAGUCAUCCAUGGACUUAUACUCUUGCCUUUGCUUUUCAUACUCAUUACCAGGAAAAACCCCUUUACUUUCAUACAGGGAAUACUGCAAGCUCUACUGAUUGCUCUCGCAACAUCAUCCAGCUCAGCAACCCUGCCCAUCACCCUGAAAUGUCUUCUGGAAAACAAUGGGAUCGACAGACGAGUGGCACGAUUUGUCCUUCCUGUUGGCGCAACCAUUAACAUGGAUGGGACUGCACUGUAUGAGGCAGUAGCUGCAAUCUUUAUUGCUCAGGUCAACGAGUAUGAUUUGGACUUGGGACAAAUUAUAACUAUAAGCAUAACAGCAACAGCAGCAAGCAUAGGUGCAGCAGGUAUGGUCAUUGUUCUGACUUCUGUUGGCCUUCCCACUGAUGACAUCACACUGAUUAUUGCAGUAGACUGGGCUUUAGAUCGACUUAGGACAAUGACCAAUGUCUUAGGUGAUGCACUGGCUGCGGGCAUCAUAGCACAUGUUUGUCAGAAAGAUUUUGCACCAAAGCCAGAGAAACAAGAUCCAAUGAGCAACACAGAGAAGCUUUCUUCUGCAGAGAACUUGCUUCUCCCGCCCAAAGACCAUGUGAUGGAAAUGAUUGUAGAAACAUUGUCUGAACAAACAGGAGUUAAUUACAAUAUUUGCCAGGUGUAAUGACAGCAGCAUUUUCAUUCCCAGGAAGAGGAUUUUGGUGCUAAAACAUUGCCACUGUACUCUGUGUAUACAUAUGUCUUACUGUGCACAAAGACGACAGAAAAAUCCAUUAUUUUCGAUGGAGGUAUUUGGGAGGCUCUAGACCACUAUAACAGCAAAAUUAUACUGCCCAGAAGUUAAAUCAGAAGUAGUAGUGCCAAUUGCUUGUGGCUUCAGAUGGAAAUGCUACAUCUAUGAAGUUGUCUUGACAGUCCAAAGCAACAGAUUUUUUUUUUUUACACUAGUGAAUUUCAUGACACUAGUUUCUCAGCACAAAUUUUUUUUCUAGGAUAGAGGGAUGGACAGCUAGUUUAAGAGAAUCUUAGCUGGUGUUUUAAAAAGGGGUUGAGACAAGGCAGAGCGUUGUCACCUUCUAGUAAUGACUUUUGCCCAAUCUCUGUUACCAGUCUGUGUCCAUUUGCAUUAUGUUUGUUAAGCAGAUCAUUUUGGCCCAUCACAUUUUUGAAAUGUUGUUGUUAAAUCUUUGGACUUUGAAAAUCACACGGAUUUUAGGAGCAGAGUUGUUUUGGAAUGUUCCAUUUUUUUUUCACUCCCAGCAACCAUUGCUGGAUCUAUUAAUGACUGCUCAAUCUAGUAUAGGAAAGAUGCGGAUACUAAACAGUAAGAUUUUUGGAAUGAAUAGCAAAAUGGGUUCAUGUUGAGAGUGGACUACAAGAAUCAAAUGUCUGUAAAUCAUGUUCCUUUAUGAAAAAUUUGAACCUAAAUGCAAACCACUCGUGCAGACAUG
Pelodiscus sinensis (Chinese soft-shelled turtle) is the source of this 2401-nucleotide messenger RNA. Its product is annotated as excitatory amino acid transporter 5-like. Gene Ontology annotation, biological process: L-glutamate transmembrane transport. NCBI's taxonomy places the organism in Eukaryota, Metazoa, Chordata, Testudines, Trionychidae. Gene Ontology annotation, cellular component: plasma membrane. Gene Ontology annotation, molecular function: L-glutamate transmembrane transporter activity; neutral L-amino acid transmembrane transporter activity; glutamate:sodium symporter activity. The record is from RefSeq and is a predicted model, not a curated record.